AUGCCCCAGGAAAUAAAGGCAGAUUUCACUGCAGAGCACAAGGCGUCUUGGAAUGUUGAUACUCUAUCCUGGGACCCGUUUGAACAAACGUCAUGGAGGUGGAAGGCAUUACAGCUCAUCGCUAAUACCGAGAGUCAUCCCGAGACGUCAUAUCAAAAUGCUUUUAUGUUGUGUGCGCAGACCAAAACCCCGGCUACAGAGCAGUAUGGGCACCACCCUCAAAUACUUACUCCGUUGCUUCUUACACCAGCGAUCCCAUUUUGCUCAAUGGCAACACUGAGCACGAAAACGCGGGCGGAAGAACCACUGAAUGGGCAAGAAGAUCAGACUCUCCCUUUCCCAGCAUUUUAUAACUUUGCUUUUUUUUUUUCAAUCGGACCCCUUGGGGGAGGCGCUCCCUCCCCCACCUCCAGCCUCUGGCCCAGCGGGGAGCGUCCCCCGGGGCCCGCGGGGAGAUUCCGCACGUCCCGCAGAACUGCCUCCCUGGAGAAGGGAGGAAGAGGACGCCAGGGCACUUUGGAAGAGCAAGUGCAGAAGUAUGAAUCGUACUUCAGGGUGUUGGAAGGUCCUGUAGUCCUAUCACAUCCUCCUCCCCUGAUAUCUUCGCCUGAGUCAGCAGAAGCUAGUGGAAGCUAUAGAGUGAAGUUGUCUGGCCUGGAAAUCUCAGAAAAGGGAGAGACUGUUCAGUGUCCUAAUCUGGAACAGCAGUUGGAAGGUGUUGAAAGUUCAGGAUCUCCUUGUUCUUCAGACAUGGAAUCAGGAAAUGAAAGUGAAUGGUCCAAGGAUUUUGCUGCCCCCAAUUCCAGUCCGCCUGCUGCCGCUUCAGGACAAAAAGACCCACUUGGCAUUCUCACCAAAGUCUUUCCUAGUCAUAAACGAAGCAAGCUGAAGAGUAUCCUGCAGUUCUGCAAAGGAGAUGUGGUCCAAGCCAUAGAACAGAUUUUGAAUAGGAAAGAGAAUAAACAAAAUGUCAAAGACUUUGCAAACCCAUCUAGAUCUGAACUUAGUGCUUUACAGAGAGCCUCUAAUUUUAGCCUCACAGGAUUAGGUGUUGGAGCAUUUGGCAAUACAUCAGCUUUCUCCCCUCUUCAAACCAGUUCUACAUCAUUUGGAAAUGCAACAAAUCUUUAUGGCCUAAACCCUAGACUGGGGAUUAGCCCUCUAAAACUGGCUUAUUCUACCCCUGGAAGAGGUCUGCCUGGAUUUAUGUCACCCUACUUAACACCUGGACUGGUUCCAGCUUUGUCUUUUCACCCAGCAAUGGACUACUCCUUUUCAGGAGUGAUCAAGGAUGCUUCUUACUUUCCGAGUAAAGAGUCAGUUACUAGCGGUGGAAUUUACUCAAGGCUAAAUCAAGAAAACCAGUAGUGCCUUUAGCAUAUUCCCUUUCGCAAUGCACGUCCAAAAUAUGCAGCUGUGAUGACAUCUGGACUAGUAUGUCAAACCUCAAAGGAUGCUUUAAUCCCACAGUCCAUAGAAUAUUAUAUUAGAGGUCCCAAAACAGUUCCUUUUUAAAAGAAUACAAUGAGGCUUUGUACACCUUUUGAAUGUUUUUUAAUUUUAAUGUAAAUGGCUUGCAAAAUUGAAACUUUUAAGCAAAAAAGAAAAUAAUUUAAAGUAUGUAUUUUUCCAUCCAGAAUAUCUGCUGUGAAGAGCUGGUUUAAAAAUUAGCACUGAUUUUAAAACUGAGUUUUUUAUUAUACAUAUAUUUUGUUUUGUAUACGGUCUUCAAAUUGUUUUGUAAAUGAAAUAAUAACUAGGAUAUAUUUGUUUGUGAACAGAAAUAGUUGGAUUAUAAAGAACAUCCAUUAUAACUUUCCUUUCCCUUUUAAAAAAAUAUUUAAUCAACUUUGUAUACUUAGUCUUCAAAGUCAAUGAUGCAAACAAAAAUAAGACCAAGACUUUAAAAAAAUGAAUCCUUAAUGUUAAGUUGAUAAAUCCAUAGUUAGGCACUGAAAUAAGCAGCCUGAUUUUCAAAAGAUCUUACUGAAGUAAAUAGAGGUUGCUGGGUGCUCAGUACUUUUGUAGAUCAGGCUCUUCAUGUAGGCAUCAAAGGCCCUGAUCCUGCAAAAAUGUAUGCACAUCCUUAAUUUUAUGUACUGAGAAUAGCCUCAUUUAGAUUAUAGUGCUUGAUUCUCAAUUGAUAAAUCAGCAUAGCUCAGUUGAAGUCAAUAGAACUCUGCUAAGUUAGCUGAGGA
This is a messenger RNA of Chelonoidis abingdonii (Abingdon island giant tortoise), 2198 nucleotides long. The record is from RefSeq and is a predicted model, not a curated record. Lineage: Eukaryota; Metazoa; Chordata; Testudines; Testudinidae.